AUGGACGCUGCUAAAGCGGUGGAGACACAGACGUGCCAGACGCGGCGCCGCCUGUCCGUGACGAACUCACUGGAGCGGGUACGUCACCUGCAGGCGUCCCACCAACUGGAGCGGCAGCAGUGGUCCCGGGGCGCCGAGCACGACGCCGCGCGGAGAACCUUCCUUCAGCAGAGGCAGGGGAGGGCGCUGCGGACGCAACAUGCGCUGCUAGGCGCGCCGACUGUACGGACUUACAGCCCCGAUUCCGUGUCAGCUUCCUCAACGGAUAACACCGAGGUGAGUGCAACUUACCCCACAGAUCAUCCACCCAAUAUUAUCUACGAGAGCUUUAGGAGGUGGACUCUCGACUCGACGUCGGAUUUGGGCCCAAGCCUCUCGAGGGCGAGGCGUCGGCGCCCCGAACAGUUAACGUUCGUCCUCCCCGGACGCAGGCGGCCACCUCUACGGAGAAUGCAGAGCCGAAACUCGACCAACCCCAGGUCGAUCCAGUACCGACUGGACGAGACUCCCCCUUCCCCGAUCAAUAUUCAACACAACAACACCAACAACGGCGGGGAAGACGUCACGGACAAGGUGGCGGCGUUCUUGGAGAAGGCGUGCGUCCUGGCCGAGACCGACCGCGACCACGGCGCCGAGAGAACCUCCAACAUCGAGGAGAGGAUCCAGAAGUACGAGACGCGAAAGAGACAGAUGCAGAGGCGGACCAGUCUGGUGUACUGUCCCGGCAGUGCGCCCAUGGACGGCCCGGCGGUGGGAAGCAUGAAACGGAUCAGCGUGGUUGCCCCGCCGACUGAAUCCACCAUCGACGAGACCGCGUCAACGGACUCGAGCAGCGACACUGAGAGCGAUUUGUCGGGAGAGACCCGAGCGGAGCGACUGGACCGUCUACGGGCGCUGCCGCCGCUGCUCCUGCCGCCCAUCUACACCGUCCGCACCCGCCAGCCCGCCCGCCAGGUCCGCAGCUGGCCCCCGCCCACCGGCAAGCCGCGCGUGCCCCGCAGGAUCUCCCAGCGCGUCUGGGACGAACUGAAGGAGUGCCGGUAUAUCAGGCAGAAAACGGGGGCAGGGAACAGCUGAGGACGGGGAAGGGGACAG
Branchiostoma belcheri (Belcher's lancelet) is the source of this 1095-nucleotide messenger RNA. RefSeq lists its product as uncharacterized. The record is from RefSeq and is a predicted model, not a curated record. Lineage: Eukaryota; Metazoa; Chordata; Leptocardii; Amphioxiformes; Branchiostomatidae. The transcript is spliced from 2 exons. Bases 1 to 1077 code for a protein of 358 amino acids.